Metarhizium acridum CQMa 102 is the source of this 1245-nucleotide messenger RNA. RefSeq lists its product as uncharacterized. NCBI's taxonomy places the organism in Eukaryota, Fungi, Ascomycota, Sordariomycetes, Hypocreales, Clavicipitaceae. Gene Ontology annotation, molecular function: hydrolase activity, hydrolyzing O-glycosyl compounds. The record is from RefSeq and is a predicted model, not a curated record.
AUGGUGCAACUACUAGCCCUCAGCUAUGGCUGUCUCUCUCUCGCUGCGACUGCAGCAGACAAGCCCAAUGUGCCGCUCCGUUCGUCAAGUCGUUGGAUCCUCGACUCGGCCGGGAAGAGAGUCAAGUUGCGCUGUAUCAACUGGGCCGGUCACAUGGAGGCCAACAUUCCCGAGGGCCUGAACAAGAAGCCCAUCGAGCACAUCGCCGACUGGAUCACCAAACAGGGCUACAACUGCGUUCGCCUGACCUACUCCAUCGACAUGGCUCUCAACCCGGCCCUCAAAGUGCAAGACUCAUUUCGCGCGGCAGCUACAGCAACAGGAAUCGCGGAAGCCGACAUGAUGCGCGUCUAUACGACGGCCGUCGAGAAAAACCCCUUCCUAUCCGGCGCCACUGUUCUCGAAGUCUUUGACAGAGUGCAAUCUGCUCUCUGGAACCGUGGCGUCAUGACAAUCCUCGAUAACCAUGUCAGUAAAGCAAGCUGGUGCUGUGACUUGUCCGACGGGAACGGGUGGUGGGACGACGCAAAGUACUACGCGGCAGCCACGAGCCGAUACUUUGACACGCAGAAAUGGCUCGACGGCCUCAAAGCCAUGGCUCGAUGGAGUGCUUCGCGUUCCGGCAUUGUUGGCAUGUCUUUGCGCAACGAGCUGCGCGCACACGUCACCCAGAUUCCCUGGGCGCCCAGCACCUGGCUCGAGUACAUGCCUCGCGCGGGAGACGUCGUGCACGCCGAAAAUCCUCGACUCCUCGUCAUUGUCGGCGGCAUCAACGGCGGGACGGACCUCUCCCCGCUCCGCAACGACGCCAUGAAGCUCGGGAACUGGGCUGACAAGCUUGUCUGGGAAGCCCACGCGUACAGCUUCACCGUCGUAACACCCAGUCUCGGAAGCUGCGACAUUCGCAAGGCCGAAUAUGGCGGCUUGUUUGGAUUCGUGCUCGAGCAGGACAAGCCUAGCACCGGCCCCUUGUUCCUUUCUGAGUUCGGUGUCGGCAUGACUGGUGGACCGCACGACGGUCUCAGUGACGAGGACAACGACUAUCUCACGUGUCUGGUAGGGUACAUGGAGAGCAAUGACGCAGACUGGGCUCACUGGGCUGUCCAGGGGUCGUAUUACGUCCGUGGCAAGACUGUCGACUACAACGAGACAUGGGGUGCACUGGACUACGAGUGGUCGGACUGGAGAAACCCCAAGUUCAAGGGCAUGCUGGGCAACAUGUUUGCCGUUACUCAAGGACCGUAA